UUUUAAUAUAUAGCAACACAUCUGGUUGCUUACUUUGUGAUGUCGUCUUCGAGUAUCGAGUGUCGUCGUCUUUUUUAAAGUUUUAUCAAGAUAUUUCCGGACUAAGUUGGUUAACGUGAUAAACUUCUAAAGUAGCAUAUGUAUUUAAAAGUGACUUAUCGUGAAAUUUGUUUAGUGUUGGACUCGAAUAAAGUUUGAUAAGUUUCUAAUUUUAGUCACCCAUAGAGGGCUUUUUGGUAAAAUGAUGACCGAAAAUAGAAUUAGUUCAAGUAAUCACGUCGGAAACAUGAGCAGUCAGAAAGGAGAUGUUGAUAAAACUGUGGAAGAUAUUGGGUGGAAAGCAAAAUUAAAACUACCGCCUAAAGACAGAAGAAUCAAAACCAGUGAUGUGACAGACACAAGAGGAAAUGAGUUUGAAGAAUUUUGUCUAAAAAGGGAAAUACUGAUGGGUAUUUUUGAAAAAGGUUGGGAGAAACCAUCUCCUAUUCAAGAGGCUUCAAUUCCCAUUGCACUUAGUGGUAAAGAUGUACUAGCGAGGGCCAAGAAUGGCACUGGUAAAACAGGGGCAUAUUGUAUUCCAGUUUUAGAACAGGUUGAUCCAAAAAAAGAUACUAUACAAGCCUUAGUUGUGGUACCUACAAGAGAACUGGCCCUACAGACAUCACAAAUAUGCAUUGAGCUUGCAAAACACACAGACAUUCGUGUAAUGGUAACCACAGGAGGAACAAACCUGCGAGAUGACAUAAUGCGCAUUUACCAAAAUGUUCAAGUAAUAAUUGCCACACCAGGGCGUAUGAUUGAUCUCAUGGAUAAGCAAGUUGCAAAGAUGGAGAAUUGCAGGAUGUUGGUUCUUGAUGAGGCAGAUAAACUUCUUUCCCAGGACUUCAAAGGCAUGCUGGAUACAGUUAUUUCAAGAUUACCAAAAGAACGUCAAAUAUUGUUAUUCUCAGCAACUUUUCCGCUGAGUGUUAAACAGUUUAUGGAGAAACAUUUAAAAGAGCCGUAUGAGAUUAAUCUCAUGGAGGAAUUAACAUUGAAAGGUGUAACACAGUACUAUGCAUUUGUGCAAGAGAGACAGAAAGUGCACUGUUUAAAUACACUGUUUUCAAAGUUGCAAAUAAACCAGUCCAUUAUAUUUUGCAAUUCAACGCAACGCGUGGAGUUGCUUGCAAAGAAAAUAACCGAAUUGGGUUACUGCUGCUACUACAUCCACGCGCGCAUGGCUCAAGCGCAUCGUAAUCGAGUGUUCCACGAUUUCCGUGCGGGCCUUUGUCGUAACUUAGUGUGCUCCGACCUGUUCACCAGAGGUAUAGACGUGCAGGCUGUGAAUGUGGUCAUCAACUUCGACUUUCCGCGCAUGGCGGAGACCUACCUCCACCGCAUCGGCCGCUCGGGACGGUUCGGGCACCUCGGUAUAGCGAUCAAUCUGAUCACGUACGACGACCGGUUCGCACUGCACCGCAUCGAGCAGGAGCUGGGCACGGAGAUCAAACCGAUCCCGAAGGUGAUCGAUCCGGCGCUGUACGUGGCACGCGUGGACGAGGACGAAGUCGGCAAGUAACGCCGCCGGCACCUUCGCCUCCUGGACUUACUGACUGGUGAAAGGAAUUAGGAUAAUAUUACAAAAACAAAAAACUUAUUUGUAAAAAGUGUAAUGAAUUUAUUGUAACGAUAUGUGCGUGUAUAUAGUUUAUCGUGAAAUAAGACUUGAACCUAGAAAAGGUUAAUUUUUUAAAAGUGUAUAUAAUAAACAUCGGAACUUACGAAAGGCACCUUGCGCUCUUUGUCCAUAUUGGAUUCUGUGCGCAGUUUCCUGCGAUUGUUAAAAAGUAAAAUAUUUAUCUGAUUAUCCUAUGUGAGAGUCUAUCUAAAUUUGUCAGUGAUCAAAACAUAAAUUGUGGUAGACUUUUAACUUGUGCAACUUUACCUACCCAUAUUUAUAUUAAAAAUUUGAGCUAGCACAUAAUUACUUUAAUACUUCACAUAAAUUAACAUUUAUAUUUAUCCGUGAAUGGGUAGGUAACAAGACUAGCUCAAAUAAAACAUAUCGGAAAAUUAUUCAUUUGAAUUUAUCAGUGUCAUGAUGUUGUUUCUGGCCGCUUGAAACAAUGUAUUUACAUCAAGCUGUUCCUAUUUGAAAUCAGGUUAAAGCAAUAAAUUGACCAAGAUUUUAAAUAAGUUUAAAGUCACAAAAAAAGAUAACUUGAAUAACCUGUGAUGUGAUUAUUUAUUUGGACAUAGGGUCAUUGUUGCAUUAACUUGAUUUUACAGUUCUUAUAUUUUAUUGUUAAUUUUAAGCGGUAAAAGUCACAAUGUAAAAAGUUAAAAAUGUAAGAUCUUGAUCUUGAGAAUGGGUUGUACCAGUAACUUUAAAAAGAUUAUAUUUGCAUGUGGGGCAUUUUGAGUAACAACUAUAGUCCUUUCUGACAACCCUUUUACUCAAAUCAAAGAUUACUAUUGAAAAGUUCACUUGUGACAAGCUAACAAAGCAGGGGAAUACACUCAUUAUGUUUAACGGCUUGCAUUAUGAAUAUUGCCCUGCUUCUUGAGGGAUUAAAAGGAGAGCCAUUUGUGUUCAAUUAAAUUUAAAGAUGAUGAGCUCUCGGGGGUUUAAAAAUUUGGGAUGUCUCGUGAAGAGUUAUAUAAUUGGUCACAGUCAAGGUAAAUCAAAAUGCAUAUUAUAAUAAUUAAAAUAUGUUCUAUCAACUCAUUAACUGUAUACUACAAUUAUUUGACAAUGUUUAAUUUAUCUUUAAAUAUGUUGCUGAGUAUUGCCUUAUUUUAAAUAAGUAUUAUAUAUAAAUGUUUUACAGAUUUCGAUUUUAAAAAAGAAGCAAUUGUCAAAGAGAGAAAGUGUCAAGAUUAUUGAAAUAUCUGUAACUGUGAUAUCAAAUUCAUCACCAGGUUAUAUAAAUAUGGUAAUGAGAUGAGAUGUUUUAUCUUAAUUUUGUCUUCCUAUUACUCUAUAAAUUAAUCGGGGUAAAGUAGUUAAUUUCUAUUUAAAUACAAAGUGACAAAUGUGCUAUAGUUAAUAUAAAUCGUCUUAUUGUUAACAGUGAUAUUCGAUUAGUACAAAAAGAUUAGCAUUUUGGAUUGUCUUAAAAAUGGAAUAACUUACAUUUUAGACGUCUCAUCUGUUUGCCAAGUAAAAAAGGCAGCAUAUCAUAGAUAUUUUUAUAAAAAUCUAUUUCAAACAAUAAAUCAUGAACUUAAAACCUAAGAACUAUACAAAAAUAUAAUAUCUUAAAAGUAAAUCUUAUUUUUAUUGAGCACAACAAGUUGACAAAUAAUUGUUUUGAUAUUGUUUACAUUACAAAAAUAUUUUUCAAAAUUUCCAAUGUCCGGUCUUACAUAUAUAUAUAUGUAUAUUACUUAAAAAUUUCAGGCUAAUCUUGUGCAUUUUAUUCUAUUGUAUAUUUCAAGAUAUUAAAAUUUUCCCACAUUAUUUUAAAUCCAUAGCCAAUUUACGAGAAGUGUGGUGGAAAUGGAAAGAUUACACAUGCUCUAUGACAUGUGCAACAAUGUUUGUAAUAUCAUAAAUAUAUUUUUGUUAAAAAAAUGGGCCAAAAAUAAACUCUUCACAUAA
Molecule: messenger RNA, 3586 nt
Organism: Nymphalis io (European peacock)
Lineage: Eukaryota; Metazoa; Arthropoda; Insecta; Lepidoptera; Nymphalidae
Gene: me31B
Product: ATP-dependent RNA helicase me31b
Exons: 8
Coding region: 242-1561 (439 amino acids)
Biological process (GO): cytoplasmic stress granule assembly; P-body assembly
Cellular component (GO): P-body; cytoplasmic stress granule
Molecular function (GO): RNA helicase activity; mRNA binding; ATP binding
Source: RefSeq, a predicted model, not a curated record